Trichoplax adhaerens is the source of this 588-nucleotide messenger RNA. RefSeq lists its product as uncharacterized. Lineage: Eukaryota; Metazoa; Placozoa; Uniplacotomia; Trichoplacea; Trichoplacidae. Gene Ontology annotation, biological process: endoplasmic reticulum to Golgi vesicle-mediated transport; intracellular protein transport; Golgi organization. Gene Ontology annotation, cellular component: Golgi apparatus; COPII-coated ER to Golgi transport vesicle; endoplasmic reticulum-Golgi intermediate compartment. The record is from RefSeq and is a predicted model, not a curated record. The annotation marks the transcript as partial. The transcript is spliced from 5 exons.
UUAAUAAUUGUCUCAUUGGUUUCACAAUGUCAUUCUAUAUCGUUUCGACUGUUAGCUAAUUCUAAACGGUGUUUGCUAGAUACUGCUCAAAAAAAUGAACUAGUUACUGGUGAAUACAGUAUCAGCGAGACGCCAUUGCUUAAAACACACAUAAAGGUUACUGAUUCGAAAAAGGAUGUUCUUUACAAGAAUGAUGGUACUAAACAGGGAAAAUUUGCUAUCACCUUAGAUCAUCCUUCAAGUUUCGAAGUUUGCUUCAAGAGCCAUCUUCCCCCUGGAUCAGGACAUGAUAUCACUUACGUUAUUAAGCGUGGUGUCGAAGCGAAAAAUUACGAGCAAGUUAAAGAAGCCGAAAAGCUUAAACCUAUGGAGUUAGAACUAAGACGUUUACAUGAUUUAUCUCAGGAGCUUGUAGAAGAUUUCGUCUAUAUGAGAAAUAGAGAGGAAGAAAUGCGAGAUACAAAUGAAUCAACCCAUGCGCGUGUAUUAUACUUUAGCCUCUUUUCUAUGUGUUGUUUGUUGGUUUUGGCAUCAUGGCAACUCUAUUACUUACGAAGAUACUUUAAGGCGAAGAAAUUGAUCGAUUAA